ACUAGGCAAAACGGACCCGAUUCGGAUGCGAUUGCCCGACACCUUAUCCUCUGAAACGAAAAAACUGUACUCAAAUACUCCUUCUUUUUCUUUUCUUCUUCUUCUUCUUCUCCUUGUCCGUGUUAGAGUUGGAUAGAUAAGGUGGAUAUGCCAGCCAUGGCGGUCCACUUCCAGGCAAACUUAAAUGCAACUUUCAAGCCCUCAACAUGGCCUCCCCAAACCCACUUUCAUAAUCUUAAGUCCAUUCAAACCUCCGCCUCUCCCAAGCCCAGAACCUUCUUCCCCAGCUUAAACCUUCGCUCAUACUCCGACUUCAACCUCACUCACUCCUCCCCUAAGUUCCAGCUAACAGCUUCCGCUGUUGCUGCUGAUCCUGCCGUAUCUGAGGAGGCCCCUGUUGAUGAAUCCGCCACAACGGAAACUUCUCCCGAGGAAGAGAAGCUUGGAGUGGUAGUGAAGGCACUUGAGAAGCCAAGGCUUGUAUUGAAGUUCAUUUGGAUGGAGAAAAAUAUAGGAAUUGCGCUUGAUCAAACAAUACCCGGCCAUGGAACCAUCCCUCUUAGUCCUUACUACUUUUGGCCCAGAAAAGAUGCUUGGGAAGAGCUCAAGGUUCUACUAGAGAGUAAGCCUUGGAUAUCUCAAAAGCAGAUGAUCAUUCUUCUCAAUCAGGCUACUGAUAUCAUCAACUUGUGGCAGCAAAGUGGGGGCAAUCUGUCUUAGAAUUCUAAAUGUAGAAAUUUUUUUGUUAUUUUUCUGCUCUUGCUUCUAUCUAUAACUAAUCAAAUCUGUUUUGCUUUGUUUGGUUCUGAAGAUAGUACUUAUUUGAUGAUGUGGGUGUUCUUGAUUAUGAAAUUUGUUUUCAUGUAUGUAUCAAACUUUGGUGGUUAUCAACACAUCUGAAUUCAUUUUGCUCUGUAA
Molecule: messenger RNA, 918 nt
Organism: Cannabis sativa
Lineage: Eukaryota; Viridiplantae; Streptophyta; Magnoliopsida; Rosales; Cannabaceae
Product: small ribosomal subunit protein cS23
Exons: 2
Coding region: 148-720 (190 amino acids)
Biological process (GO): translation
Cellular component (GO): ribosome
Molecular function (GO): structural constituent of ribosome
Source: RefSeq, a predicted model, not a curated record